AUUCACCGAAUAUUGUCAAAGAAAAUUGCAUAUUGUGAAACGCAUGAAACAAUUGACGGCUGGUCCCUGAUAAUAACAAUCAAAACAUUAGCUUUAGUAAGUGGAAAGAAAAAUGUCUAAACCAACUCUAAGUCUUAGACAAUUUAUGCUGCGUCAAGAAGUGCUUAAAUUGUAUCGGGAAAUAUUUCGAACGAUAAGAAAGGUACCGGAUGCAUCAAGCCGAACGGAGCUGAAAGAAUGGACGAGAAGUGAUUUUCGCAACAACAUUCAUCAUACCGAAGAAAUAACCAUCAAAAUGCUGUUAAACCAUGGCAAGCGAUCGUUGAGUGAACUCCGAACUAGUUUAGAAUUAAGUGGAACGAAAACGUGAAGCGUUUGGGUCAGCUGAUGUUUGUUAGUGAAAUUACCUAUAAAUUAUACAAUGUACGACUGUACCGA
Messenger RNA from Bradysia coprophila, 438 nucleotides. RefSeq names its product LYR motif-containing protein 2. The record is from RefSeq and is a predicted model, not a curated record. Gene Ontology annotation, cellular component: mitochondrion. Lineage: Eukaryota; Metazoa; Arthropoda; Insecta; Diptera; Sciaridae.